This is a messenger RNA of Setaria italica (foxtail millet), 3514 nucleotides long. RefSeq lists its product as uncharacterized. NCBI's taxonomy places the organism in Eukaryota, Viridiplantae, Streptophyta, Magnoliopsida, Poales, Poaceae. The transcript is spliced from 18 exons. Bases 152 to 3088 code for a protein of 978 amino acids. The record is from RefSeq and is a predicted model, not a curated record.
UGGUGGGCCUCAUCGUCGUCUUCUCCGAUCCCUCCCAUCCCAUCCCAUCCCAUCCCCCCGUGCUCCAAACCCUAGCAGGCAGCAAUCCAGACAUGGGAUCGUAAUCGGCUCCUGGCCUGGCCACAAUCCCCUCCCUCUCCCAUCUCAUCCGAUGCCCGCCUCCUCCUCCUCCUCCUCCUCCGUUGGCAGCGCCUGCGCCUCACCCCCGGCGGCGCCGCCACCGCCGCCGCCGCCGCCGCCGCCGCGGGCCAUGAAGCGCGAGCUUGCGUUCGCGCUCCGGUCCCUCUCCGAGAUCUCCGCCUCCCCCGGCCGCACGCGCUCCGGCCGUCCCAUCUCUUCCCUUCCCGACCCAUCAGCAUCAGCAUCUCUCAAGCGGCGCAAGAGAUCCGACCCACCGGCCGCCGCCGCCGAUCUCGUCUCCCCGCCCACGCCGCCCAUCGACGCCGAGCCGCCUACCCAGCCCCUCCGCGACAUCAUCGAACCAGUCGAUGGAUCCAAUCCUCCCACUGCUGCAGAUCACCAAUCCAAUUCCAAUGCUGCCCAAGAGGUCAUCGCGCAAAAGAUGCUGGAUACUCCCCAGCCAUCGCACGCUGAGGCUGAGCCUGAGGCUGCAAGAGAGGACUCAGUGAUUGCAACGCCGAAUGUGCCCAUGGAGAAUUGUGUUGCCCUGGAUGAUGCAGCAUCAACUCUGCUGGAAUCUGCCGUUGCUGAUGGUAACGACCAUUGUGAUAACUCGAACUCAAAUGGAGCAAGUCUACAGCUGCAGGCCGUGGACAAUGCAUCAGUCCCCAAUGCUCUGCUAGUCGAGGACACUGCCACACCUGUGGCCGCUGCCGGGCUCAAGCCUGCAAGGCGCUUCACACGGUCGCUGCUCAAGAAUAAACCAGACAAAGAAGAGUCCACAGCUACUGAAGGUCACGCUAUACCAGAUGGCAGCAAGGAUGCCUCAUUUGAUUUGGCUUUGCUGAUGGAGAAGCCUCAGAGAAGGUUCACAAGGUCGCUGCUCAAGACAAAGGUUGAGAGCAGUUUAGUUGAAUCUGAUGAUGCGCUUGACAGCGCAUCUGACUCCCCUCCAUCAGUGAAGAAGAUGGAGAUGAAGAUGUCAAAGAAAGUUGCCUGCCUCACAAAGCACCCUGGAAACAUUAGAGAGCUGCUCAACACCGGCCUGCUUGAGGGAAUGCCAGUUAUGUACAUCAUUCCUCAUAGCAAGAAGGCUGUGCUAAAAGGAGUGAUUACUGGUUGCAAUAUACGCUGCUUUUGUCCGUCCUGUAAUGGCUCCAAGGCUGUUUCGGCUUAUUACUUUGAACAACAUGCUGGAAGCACCAAAAAACACCCUGCUGACUACAUUUACUUAGGGAAUGGCAAUAGUUUGCGUGAUGUGCUGCGUGCAUCUGAAAGAUCUCCCUUGGAGGCUCUGGAAAAAACAAUUCGUUCCUCCAUUGGUCCAGUGGCUAAGGGGAGCCGCAUUAAUUGCCUGAAUUGCAACGAGGAUGUUCUUCUGUCAUCACAAAUUGAACACGUACUGUGUCAACAUUGCCUCGAGUCAAAGCAACCUCAAGAUCCUCCUACCCCAUCAUAUCCAUGUAAGAGCAAUUCCAGUCUGACUCCGAGUUCCAAGGAAGCUUUGCUAAAGAAUAUAUCAUCAAGCAAGAAGGGUGGUAGUGCUGGCAAAGUAACAAACAAGGAUAAUGGACUACACAAAUUGGUCUUUAAUGUUUUGCUUGAUGGCACAGAAGUAGCUUACUAUGUUGAUGGGCAGAGAAAGGUUGAUGGGUAUAUCAAGGAUCAAAGAAUCUACUGUAAUCACUGCAACAGAGUGGUUAGCCCGUCAGCAUUCGAAGCUCAUGCGGGUGAGGGGUCAAGGCGCAAGCCGUAUGAUAACAUCUUCACAUCAAAUGGAGUAUCCUUGCAUGAACUGGCAAUGAAAAUAUCAAAGGAUAUGGAACAGUCGGAACGCGAAACAGAUGAUCUGUGCAGAGAAUGCGGUCACGGGGGAGAUAUUUUCCCAUGCAAAAUCUGUCCAAGGUCAUUUCAUCCAGCUUGCGUUGGACUGCCUGAAGCCCCCUCAGAAUGGUAUUGUGAUAAUUGCAGGAAUCUUGUACAAAAAGAAAAGGCUUUGGCUGAGAACAAAAAUGCUAAAGCUGCUGGGAGGCAAGCUGGAGUUGAUUCCAUUGAGCAGAUACUGAAGAGAGCUAUACGAAUUGUCCCGCUCUCUGAUGAUCUUGGAGGCUGUGCUCUAUGCAAAAAGAAAGACUUCAACAAUGCUGUAUUUGAUGACCGCACUGUGAUACUCUGUGACCAAUGUGAGAAAGAGUAUCAUGUAGGAUGUUUGCAGAGUCAAUGGCAGGUAGAACUAAAGGAAUUGCCAGAGGGGGAGUGGUUCUGUUGCGGUAGUUGCUCUGAGACACGAUCUUCAUUGGAAAAGAUAAUCUCUGAUGGAGCUCAACUUUUGGCGGAGCCAGAUAUUGAAAUCAUAAGGAAGAAACAUGAGACAAGAGAUUUAUGCAUGGACACUAGUACAGAUCUCAAAUGGCAAUUACUCUGUGGUAAAAGAGCUACUGAAGAUGGAAGAAUAUUGCUCUCAGCUGCGGUGCCGAUUUUUCAUCAAUCCUUUGAUCCAAUCAUUGAAGUUCACACCAAAAGAGAUCUCAUUCCUGAGAUGGUUCAUGGGAGGGGACCAAAGGAAGGAAUGGCCGGCCAAGAUUACAGUGGAAUGUAUUGUGCAUUGUUGACUGUGGGCUCUACUGUGGUGUCAGCAGCACUUUUGCGUGUCAUGGGAGGUGAUGUGGCCGAGCUGCCACUGGUUGCUACAAGUCGGGAUGUUCAAGGGCUGGGCUACUUCCAGGCCUUGUUCUCAUGUAUAGAGAGGGUGCUAAUCUCGCUGAAGAUCAAGCACUUUGUGCUUCCAGCUGCCCAUGAAGCUGAAGGAAUCUGGAUGAACAAAUUUGGCUUCUCUCGGAUCCCUCCAGAGGAGCUGGAAGCUCAUCUUAACGGGGUGCACCUGACUAUAUUCCAGGGGACAUCAUACCUGUACAAGGCUGUUCCUCUGCCAUCAUCACAGGAAACGGAGAGUUCGGCGUUGGAGUAACUAAGCUAGCAGGAUUUGUGUGUCUUUGAGGUCGAGAUGUACAUAAGAUGAUGAAGCAUGGCAAGACGGUAUACAAUCAAUACAAGAGGAAGAAAUGAGAAGGAUACUAGACAGGCAAGCUGGGUCGUCAGCGUCGGAUCUGAAAUUGAUUUUUAGCAAUUUAGCAUGCUGUGGGGGGGGUCUGACGUUGCCUUUUUUUUUUUGUUUCUCUUCCUUGGAGUCGCAAGUGGUGGCACACCUGUUUUUGAUGUAGAUGCAGCCCCAUCCUCGAGACGAAUUUGCCAAUUUUGAUCUGUCUGGCUGACAGGUGGGGCGUACUUGUAAUCGGUGUUGUCGGUUAUAAAUUUGAAAUAUCCAAACCCACCUUUGAUUGAACACAUAUCCUCUGCGGAAGUGCGGCAGGGAUAUGCCUUCCCUUCGUUUCCA